Macadamia integrifolia is the source of this 1160-nucleotide messenger RNA. RefSeq names its product probable calcium-binding protein CML36. The record is from RefSeq and is a predicted model, not a curated record. The transcript is spliced from 2 exons. Lineage: Eukaryota; Viridiplantae; Streptophyta; Magnoliopsida; Proteales; Proteaceae. The coding region runs from base 162 to 878 and encodes 238 amino acids. Gene Ontology annotation, molecular function: calcium ion binding.
AAGAGGGAAGCUUCCUGGAAGCUCACUAUGGCACUCUCGACAACCACAACACCCCCAUUUAACAACCGCUCCAUCCCCACUAUUUCCUCUCAGAAAUUUCCUCUCCUUCGUCUUCGCCAUCUCGUCCUUAGCUUCUUCUUCUUCACAUUCUGGCUUCCGCCAUGAAACUCAUCAAUUUUAACCCAAAAAGCCUCUUUAGGUCCUCGUCCAAGAAGAGUAGAUCGCUAUCACGGUCCGACCCUCAAUCGUUCAACUCAGGCAUCUCUUCUUCUUCUUCUUCUUCUUCCUCUUCUUUGUCAGAUUCUUCCUCGUCGACCCACCUCAAAGAAUUCGGCGGCGGUGUUGUUGGUGGUGGUGGCGGUGGUGGUCCAGGUACACCCACUAGUGUUCUUCCUUCUUACCCACAUCAAGGUGUAUCGGGUGACUGGUCCGAUUUACCGGCCGACAUGACCGUGGAGAUGGUUCAGUCUUUUAAGCUCGUCGACAGAGACGGUGACGGUAAGAUACCGAAGCAUGAUAUGGAGGCGUUGUUGGUUCGGCUCGGCUUGGCGCCGGAGAGCGAAGAAGAGCUUUCAAUGAUGUUGAUGGAAAUCGAUCGGGAUGGUGAUGGUUGUAUAUCGCUGGAGGAGUUCGGCGCCAUCAGCUCGGCUUUCGGCCCAGCUUGCGGCUCUGAGCUGCACGAGGCUUUUAACUUCUUUGAUGCCGACGGUGACGGAAAGAUCUCGGCGGAAGAGCUGUUGAGGGGGUUCCUUAUUAUUGGGGAUGACCGGUGCACGUUAGAGGAUUGCAGGCGUAUGAUAGAUGGGGUUGAUACGGAUGGGGAUGGGUUUGUGUGUUUCGAUGAUUUCUCGCGAAUGAUGGAACAGCAGAAAUGUUGACGGUGAUGAGGAAUAAAUCCCGGGAUUUUAUUUUGAUUCCUUUUUUGUGGUGAUUUGGUUGUUAUGUUUAUAGGUUGAGUUUGGGUGUGUACACAGUUUGGGAUCUAUAAAGGGAAAGAUUGCAGUUGACCGUUCGAUUGGUAUCGAUCGUUCAGUGGGAUUUGCCAAAAGGUCUGUGUAUGUUCUCCAUCUGCCUACCAUGACCUCCUUUUCGUAUGUACAUAUGUGAGUUUUCACUUAAUCAAUCAAAUUAUCAAUAGAACUGGUACUUGAUUCUCUCUC